AUGGAUUCAGGGGAGGAGGAGGGGUCCCAGGGCCAUCAGGAGCCAAUCAGGGUGCCUGUAGAGCUGCGGUACCAGCUGGGGGAGAGGACGGAGGCGCGUCUCCGCGAAAUGGGGGCCAGGUGCGUGCAGGAGGAGGCCCUCACAGACCUGUACUACGACACCGAGGGAUUCCAUCUGGCUACUCAGCAGGCCUGGCUGAGCAGGCAGGACGGCCAGUGGAGACUGAUCCUGGAUCAGCGGGCAAGCGUGUCCGUCUGCAGCACAGACAAGACUGGAUGUCCAGAGCAGCAGGGGGAGACUAGGAGUGGAGUCCCCCAGGCGGAGAGUGAGGCAGGAGGGGACAGGGCAGUGGAGGGGGCCUUGGAGAGCCCUGGGAACACCCCGCUUUCCACACUUACAGGAAGUUCAGGGCUCCCAGGAGAGCAGAAGAUCCCCACCCAGUUUUCCUCUCCCCCUGCAGCCCAGUACCGCGAGCUGACCGCCAGCAGCCCUAUCAUCGAGCACCUGGCCCGCUGCCUGCAGAUCGGCUUGCCGGAGGAGGGAGAAACCAUGAGCGUGGAGCGCUUUGUGGAGCUGGCGGGUAUCCAGCUCUACGGCAGCUGGACCCUGGCCAGGAAGCUGGAGUACAGGCUGCCGGGUACCUGCUCGCUGGUGGUGAGGAAAGACUACAGCGCCUCUCCCUCCAGCCACACGGCCGUCCUGACCAUGGGCGCCGAUGUGCUGGACAUUGGCCGCGAGCUGGAAAAGAUGGAGACUCUGGCGGCCGAGCUGGACCUCCAGCGCAGACAGACGUGACUGAA
Molecule: messenger RNA, 800 nt
Organism: Megalops cyprinoides (Indo-Pacific tarpon)
Lineage: Eukaryota; Metazoa; Chordata; Actinopteri; Elopiformes; Megalopidae
Exons: 1
Coding region: 1-795 (264 amino acids)
Biological process (GO): thiamine diphosphate metabolic process; dephosphorylation
Molecular function (GO): thiamine triphosphate phosphatase activity; magnesium ion binding
Source: RefSeq, a predicted model, not a curated record